Molecule: messenger RNA, 3103 nt
Organism: Hipposideros armiger (great roundleaf bat)
Lineage: Eukaryota; Metazoa; Chordata; Mammalia; Chiroptera; Hipposideridae
Gene: BDH1
Product: 3-hydroxybutyrate dehydrogenase 1
Exons: 7
Coding region: 1758-2789 (343 amino acids)
Biological process (GO): steroid metabolic process
Cellular component (GO): intracellular membrane-bounded organelle
Molecular function (GO): 3-hydroxybutyrate dehydrogenase activity
Source: RefSeq, a predicted model, not a curated record
CCCAAGGAACGGGAGUGAAGGACUAGGAAGAGUCAAGCAAGCAAGGAGGGAAAGAGGCAAUUCAAGGGUGCAAUAUUGAGUUGAUCCAGUUGGGCACAACUAUGGGCAACCAAGGCUUUGAUAUCUUAGGAGCUGUAUAGAAUGCACCUUGGAAUUGCCCACCAUUAGAAUGGAAAAGAGAGCAUUUCUCCACCAGCUCCUGUCUGUCUUAGUCAAAGGUUGUCCCAUAAGGUGUUUGUUCCUUUACACUUCCAGGUUUAUGCACAUGUCAGAAUGUCAGUGGGUUUCUGUAUGGGGUCCCAGACUGCAAUGGCAGAGAAGCCCUGAGGCAGCAAGAUACCAGGUGCAGCUGAGGCAAGAUGCUCUUGGGUUGUGCCUGCGUGCAGCUGGUUGUCACCGCAUAGCUGGUGUAAAAAGAUGGGCUGGGAAGAUGCGGGGUCAGCCACAGGAGGAGUCUGAUAUAACCUCAGACAGGUCAGGCAUUUCUGUUCCUGUCUUCCAUAAACAGAACUAUGUUUCCAUUUAAUUCUCAGUCCAAAGUUAGGAUCUAUGGUUUUCCUAGGUGGAAAUCUUAUUUUAAUUAACUGCUUUUCCGGGAAUGCAUAAUCCUCAAAGUGUAACAUGGUGAUCCACUGUAGCAAUUUAUUGUUAUGGCUGUGGGAUGAUAUGCAUGUAGAGUGACUUCUCUGGAACACAGCACUGACGCGAGUACUCUGGCUUGAGUCUGUGUGAAAUGGGUACAGAAAACCAAGCGCAUCCUCCCUUCAUGAUUCUUUCACUCUUCAAUGCUCUAUGGGCUAGGAGCUGGGGAUAAGGAAGACACAGUCUUAGCCUCAAUAAGUUCAUGGAACUGAGCUGGCAGGUUUCUUUAAAGCCCCACCAGGCUAGUACCUCUCUCCCAUUUUCAUUUGCCUGGUCCAUUUUCAAUCAGUCCCUUUCUGUAAUUUGACCUAAACAUAGUUCUGCCACUAAUUUGCGGGAAUAGUUUCCUUCUCUUCUUAGUCUAUUUAUUAUUCUAGAAACGGCGGGGGCAGCCUGACCUGUAUCAGACUGUCCUCUGAUAUUCUAUUGGAACAUCAAUAAAUGUGCUAUUGGGAAGCUGUGCUAUUCAAUUAUUUUUAAAGACGCCUAGGCGCAAAUUUUUAAAUACAUUUCACCUGCUCAAAAAACAAACUUAAAAACUAACCGACCAACCCUGGUGAGCUCAAGACAGCAAAUAUGCAUAGGACCUGGAACGAACCUCGUCCUUAUCAGGGUUUCCUCACUUCCUGAAGCUGCACCUUCUUCCCCCGCUUCUUUCUGCGCCGGCUUUAGGGCGGAGAUGGACAGGCGGCAGGGGGAGCCUAGCGACGACAGGCAGCUGGGCGCCUAAAGAUUGAGGGGCACCCUCUGCCGGAGCAGGACCCGGCCAGUUGCUCCAGCGCCAAGGAAGUGGCGCGAUAGCGCUCCCCGCCCCGGCGACGUCUGCCGUCGAGCCCCGCCCGUCCUGUCCAGCCCGAAUACCGGCACCCAAGGUGUCUAGGCGCAUCCGGUAGCUGAGGCCGUGGGAGUGCGAAGAGGCCGUGUGGUAGAGGGGUUUCGUGGAGAAAACGGCGGCAGUGCCCCCACUCGGUCUGCCAAUCCAGGAGCGCCGGUACUUGUAAAGCGCCGGAUUAAGGCGAGCGUGCCAGCUGAGCCCUCUGCAGCCGGGGCCCCCUGACCGUUUGUUUUGGGGACCUGCCAGGAAGAAGCCGACCCUCUUAUCCCUUGUGGCCACAAUGCUGACUGCCCGCCUCUUCAGACCCCUGUCACAGCUCCCGGGGAAAACUCUGAGUUUCUCUGAUAGAGAAAAUGGAACGAGGCGUACAUUGCUGUUUUACUCUGCCUCCUUCGUCCCUAUGGGCCAUCGCACUUAUGCCGAUGCGGUGAACCCGGUUGGCAGCAAAGCUGUCCUGGUCACAGGCUGUGACUCUGGAUUUGGGUUCUCCUUGGCCAAGCAUUUGCAUUCAAAAGGCUUCCUUGUGUUUGCUGGCUGCUUGAUGAAGGACAAAGGGAAUGACGGGGUCAAAGAACUGGACAGCUUGAAGAGUAAUCGACUGAGAACCAUCCAGCUCAAUGUCUGCAAAGGUGAGGAGGUGGAGAAAGCGGUGGAGGUCGUCCGCUCGAGCCUGGAGGACCCCGACAAAGGCAUGUGGGGCCUGGUUAACAACGCAGGCAUCUCGACAUUUGGGGAGGUGGAGUUCACCAGCAUGGAGACCUACAAGGAGGUGGCGGAAGUGAACCUCUGGGGCACAGUGCGGAUGACAAAAUCCUUUCUCCCCCUCAUCCGAAGGGCCAAAGGCCGCGUUGUCAACAUCAGCAGCAUGCUGGGCCGCAUGGCCAACCCAGCCCGCUCCCCCUACUGCAUCACCAAGUUUGGGGUGGAGGCUUUCUCUGACUGCCUGCGCUACGAGAUGCACUCUCUGGGCGUGAAGGUCAGUGUGGUGGAACCUGGCAACUUCAUCGCUGCCACCAGCCUCUACACCCCCGAGCGCAUCCAGGCCAUCGCCGACAAGAUGUGGGACGAGCUACCUGAGGUGGUGCGCAAGGACUAUGGCAGGAAGUACUUUGAUGAGAAGAUCGCCACCAUGGAGACCUACUGCAACAGUGGCUCCACAGACACAUCCCCUGUCAUCAAUGCUGUCACCCACGCCCUGACCGCCACCACCCCCUACACCCGCUACCACCCCAUGGAUUACUAUUGGUGGCUGCGAAUGCAGGUCAUGACUCAUAUGCCCGGAGCAAUCUCCGACAUGAUCUACAUACACUAAAGAGUCUCUAGCUGGCAUCUGUGGGGAGCCCUGGUGGGCGGGAAGAGGGGAGAGGGAGGAAGGAUGUCACCUCUUGAUAAGCCACUUGUGGAUUCAUCCCAGGGGAGACCCACUACCAGUUUUAGCGUUAAGUGGAGGAAGCAACCCAGCCCAACUUGUGUGCACAGUGAGUGGCCUGGGCCUCCUCAUUCGGGGUACAGAGUGAUGAGCAGAGCCCCUAAACCUCAGGGCAAACAUGGUGCCGCUGUCUUUCUGGAGUUAAUUUCAUACAAAGAUUUUGAGGAAACCUCUCUAUAUUAAAAACAGAUUUAUUA